AUGUCUAAAGAAAGUCCCAGAGCUAAGUUUCUCGCUGAGUUCCCUGAAUUAGUUCAGGAGCUAAAAUCAGAGCUGGUUCGCUAUGGCAUGCCUGCCGAGGCCAUCAAGUGGUACGAGGACUCGCUGAACUACAACACUCCAGGCGGUAAGCUGAACAGAGGUCUAUCGGUAGUCGAUACUUAUGCCAUCUUGAAGGGUUACCAGUCCGUCGACGAGCUAUCUCCGGAUGUCUACAAGAAGGUUGCCCUUCUAGGAUGGUGUAUCGAGCUCUUGCAGGCUUACUUCCUGGUUGCCGAUGACAUGAUGGACCAGUCUAUCACCAGAAGAGGCCAGCCAUGCUGGUACCGUGUCAAGGAGGUGGGUGACAUCGCCAUCAAUGACGCCUUCAUGCUGGAGGCUGCCAUUUACGUGAUUUUGAAGAAGCAUUUCAAACAGGAGCCCUAUUACGUCGAUCUGAUCGAGCUUUUCCACGACGUUACGUUCCAGACCGAACUGGGCCAGCUGUUGGAUCUGAUCACCGCGCCGGAGAACAGCGUGGACCUGUCCAAGUUCUCGCUGGAAAAGCACUCCUUCAUCGUCACCUUCAAGACCGCAUACUACUCCUUCUAUCUUCCAGUCGCCCUGGCCAUGUACGCGGCCGGCGUGAGCGACCCCCAGGACCUGAAGCAGGCCCACGACGUGCUGAUCCCACUGGGCGAGUAUUUCCAAAUCCAAGACGACUACUUGGACUGUUUCGGCACCGCCGAGCAGAUCGGAAAGAUCGGAACCGACAUCCAGGACAACAAAUGUUCCUGGGUCGUGAACAAGGCCCUCAAGCUCGCCAGCCCUGAACAAAGAAAGAUCCUAGACGACAACUACGGCAGAAAGGACGCCGAGUGUGAGGCCAGAUGCAAGAAGCUGUUCCGCGACCUGAACAUCGAGACCCACUACCGCGAGUACGAGGAAAAGAUCGCGCAAGAGCUCAAGGACAAGAUCGCGCAGACCGACGAGUCUCGCGGCUUCAAUGCUGACGUUCUCACCGCCUUCUUGAACAAAGUCUACAAGAGAACCAAGUAA
Messenger RNA from Torulaspora globosa, 1056 nucleotides. It is a transcript of the gene ERG20, whose product is annotated as bifunctional (2E,6E)-farnesyl diphosphate synthase/dimethylallyltranstransferase. Gene Ontology annotation, cellular component: cytoplasm. Gene Ontology annotation, biological process: trans, trans-farnesyl diphosphate biosynthetic process. Gene Ontology annotation, molecular function: dimethylallyltranstransferase activity; (2E,6E)-farnesyl diphosphate synthase activity. The record is from RefSeq and is a predicted model, not a curated record. The coding region runs from base 1 to 1056 and encodes 351 amino acids. Lineage: Eukaryota; Fungi; Ascomycota; Saccharomycetes; Saccharomycetales; Saccharomycetaceae. The transcript has a single exon.